CGCGACUUUUUUUAGCCUUUUGCUUGCAUAUAGGAAAACGAAAAGCAAGUAUUUUAAAUGAAUUAUAAAUAACGAUGAAAUCAAGCGAAACAAUUAAUCUGGUUCUAAGAGCAUUUAUGUGUCAAAUCUCUUGACCUGAAUUCUGAUUUUGAAUUGACCUCCUCCGUUGCUCGAGGAUUUGAAUAAGAAAUUCAUGGUCCCCAUCGAUUGAACCAGUCAGCGCUUGUCGAUAGGAUCUAAGUAUUAGUAAAGUACAUACUCAUUGGGAAACGUAUUUGCUUGUCAUUACCCAGUGAUCGACUCGAACAAAUUUAUUCUUUAUUAAAGCUUCAAUCAUGUAGGUUCGCGCAGACCUCUAACAACGUCAAUCUUGACUAAAAGUCUGAGUUGCAGUAGGAAUUACAGCACAAGUGCUUCAUUGCAGUAAAUUAAUUACGUAGAUGUCAGUAUAAGCGUUCGUCGAAUAUCGUCCAAAGUUUAGGACUGAACUCGGAAUUUCUGCAAGUUUUCAAUUCAUUGGUCUGUUGUGCCAGUUUAUACUUGGCAAACAUUUCUAAUUUUGCCCGCUAACGAGAAGCGUGAAAUAUAGCGUGGAUCGGAUAAGAUGAAUGCGAAGGUGCUAGUUUUCGCGCUCGCACGUGAAAUUUAUUUUCCGACACCUGUGUCUUCGUCACAGUGUCGUUCGAAACCGUGUUUGAUUAAUCGACUCUACGAGAAUAAAAUAUCUUGAAAUUGGUAUUGUUGUAAAGUUUUGUGUUUAUUCUUGAUAAAAUUAAGCAGUUGUAAGAAGGUGUAUUUAUUCGUCGGAUGACUUAUCGAUGUAUCAAGAGUGUACGAAAAAUUCCAAGCAAAUUUUUUUAUCUGUAUAACAGGGUCAAGUUGUCACUUCUCAUAUGUCAUCCAGGCAGUCAAACCUUCAAAAAAAAGGUGUCUGAAUAUAGCAGAUAAAGAGUAAUGGAUGUUCAAGCAAGGCAUGCCUUGAUACUUUAUUACACUUUGCUGGUUCGAAAAGUCUUUGGUUCAAUAGUACUGCUGUAAUAAUCUUAUAAUUGAUGUUCAAUAUUAGCUCUGCCUUAUGAGAAUAUGAGAAAAGUUAUAAAAUUUAUGAGUUUGUUGCAUAAACUAGUAGAUGAUUCGUUUUACAACUUACCAGUACGAAACGCAAUCAUGCGCUUUUAAUUCAGUACACAUUAAAUAUGUGAUCUUUUUUAUAAAACGUUUAAAAAACAGCUGUAAAACACAUACAAUAUGUAAAAUGGGUUUUGAUUAACAAAUAUGGAUAUGUACAUUGUACAUUGCAUAACAUGAAAUAACAAUCAGUUCAUCAUAAUUAGCUUUCAUUUGUCUUCACUUUAAAUCAAAGUUAUAGUCCUCGAACGCAUGAGCUUGAUAAUUAGAUCAAGCAUUUUCUUUUUCUUUUGUUAGCAAACGCGAGUUUCUGAAUCCAAUUUAAACUUCUGUAGUACUAAAUUACACGAAACUUUUACUCUUAAACAAUGUGAUUAAAGUUUGCGUUGCAUGCGAGAAAUCGCUUGUAAACAUUUUUCUACUCCUCGCUGUAUUUAAACUUUGCAUUGAGCAGUUGUAACUGUUAUAACGAUACGUCAUUAACCAUUUGACGUUAUAGAGUUCGAAGAGUUAGAAAUCAGCCGUAGUAGUGCCGAGUCUGAAAUUUUCGCUUUUCUAAUCUCUCAUUAAACUGCCGAAAUUUGCUGUCAUUGGCAUACUAGUAUAAAAAUGUGAAAAGCAAACAGCGGUAUAUAUACUAACAAGGACAAAUGAUUAUCUUCUUUUAUUUGAUUUAUGAUAAAUGCCCACUGUGUAUUUCAACCUUGCUGAACAAUAUUCUCAGAACCAGACGUUUUAUUUUUCGAAGGAAUGCCAUAUUAUUGAACGUUUUCUUACACUAUUAUCGAUCAUAAUGGCCCAUUGUUUGAUGAUAAAAUUAUAUAAGUGCAUUAAACAUGAACAAAGUUUAUAAUUUGCUCAUGAUUAUUUACCGUUUUAAUAAUAAAGCUGGUAUAAAUACCUUGUAGUUCAUAAAACGAAGUCAGUAGCUAUUCACAUCAGUCGGUAUCGGUAGAGCAAACAAUUCCUUCAAGAUGAGAGGGUUAUUAUUAAUCAUUUGUGCUAUAUCGGCAGCGCAAGGAAAUCCCGUAUCUUCAUCAAAUGAACAAGGUGUAAAUUAUAAAAAACAAGCUGAAACAUUAUUAAAGAACAUAGAAACUAUACAAAAAGAUAUGAAAGAAGUUGUAGAACAAGGGAAGGUUGUACAUGAAGAAUUACAUGAAUCAAGAAACAAAAUUUUCACCGUCAUAAAUGAAAACCCAUUAGUACUGGAAAUGAAGGAAACGCUAUUGAAAUCUGAAAACCAAGAAAAGGUUGAAGAGUGUCAACAACAAUUGGAUAAUAAACUUUACUGGCUUGGUGUCAAUCUCAGACAACAUUUAACAGAUGAUGUUGAAAGUAAUUUAAAAGCUCUGGAAUUAACGAACUUGAUUAUGGAUUCGGAGUUGGAAGAGAUGAAACGUGACCUUAAAAAUAACCUUGAAAACAAUCAAGAUCCAUGCACGAAGGGUGAUACAAGCUGCGACACAAUUGGAACAUACGUAGACAAAAUAGAAGAAGGCUUACAAAUUGUUGACUUAAUUAAAACACAAAUACCCAAUUUGAUUAACAAUGUCUUAGAUUACCUUGCGACUGCGGUAGUGCCCAAAGAAAUCCCAGAGAUACUGGAAUCAGUCGAUAAGUGUAUGAAAUAAAAGUGAUACGAGUACCUUGUUCUAAGGAUUAAGUGUGAUUUUUAGUAAAUUUUAGUUAAUAAAUAACAUUUUUAUAAGAUUGA
Molecule: messenger RNA, 2845 nt
Organism: Nasonia vitripennis (jewel wasp)
Lineage: Eukaryota; Metazoa; Arthropoda; Insecta; Hymenoptera; Pteromalidae
Exons: 4
Coding region: 2103-2762 (219 amino acids)
Source: RefSeq, a predicted model, not a curated record